AUGGCGCAAGACGCAUCAUCACCAACCCCCCCGGCUCCGGCUGCGUCGUCCACCCCGUCUACCGCCCCCAAAGAAGUCGUCAACGACCCCUCCCGGACCGGCUUCGACCCCCAGAUGAAGUGGUGGAUGAACUACUUCCGCAUCCUCUCCGGCCAGAUGACCCCCGAGGGCCAGUUCCACUACCGCGAGUGGCGCUACAAGGUCCACGAGGAGCGCGACUGCAAGCGCUGCGAGGACUACCGCGACUGGCUCUUCACCUACUCCCCCGUCGUCCGCUUCCUCUCCGGCAAGAUCCAGGACCUCAACGGCAAGCUCGACGCCUCCAACGUCCUCUGCCGCCGGUGUCCCGCCCGCCUCGAGGACGACGGCCAGGUGCAUCGCCAAUCCGGCGGGUUCAGUCCGAACCACGGCAUCUUGAUUUGCGCAAACGAGAUUCGGGAUAGGAAGCACUUGGAGGAUACGCUGGCGCAUGAGAUGGUGCAUGCGUGGGAUCAUCUCAGGUGGAAGGUGGACUGGACGGGUGACAAGGACUUGAAGCAUGCUGCGUGCACAGAGAUCCGCGCAUCGAUGCUCAGCGGGGAGUGCCGUUGGACCAGAGAAGCCCUCACCCGCGGCAACUGGUCUCUUACCCAGCAGUUUCAAAACUGCGUUCGCAAAAGGGCCAUCCAAUCAGUCAUGGCUCGGCCGAGAUGCAAAGACGACGUGCAAGCGACAAAAGUGGUCAACGAGGUCUGGGACUCGUGCUUCUCCGACACAAGACCGUUUGACGAGGUGUACAGGUGAAAAUCGAAUGCUUUGUAGAUAUAGACCCUAUGAUGUACGAUAAACGUGAUAGCACCAGCGCAGCUCUGGCGUAUGACACUCAGCUUGUAUGUAACUUUCAGUGUAAUUCAAAGAUACCCCGAAA
Molecule: messenger RNA, 907 nt
Organism: Trichoderma citrinoviride
Lineage: Eukaryota; Fungi; Ascomycota; Sordariomycetes; Hypocreales; Hypocreaceae
Exons: 2
Coding region: 1-783 (260 amino acids)
Biological process (GO): mitochondrial proton-transporting ATP synthase complex assembly; mitochondrial protein processing
Cellular component (GO): extrinsic component of mitochondrial inner membrane
Molecular function (GO): metalloendopeptidase activity
Source: RefSeq, a predicted model, not a curated record